CGAUCGAUCGAUCGAUCAGCCAUGGGUUCUUGGGUGAAGAAACAAGUUCUGGGAAAGGGCACGUUUGGCACUGUUAGUCUGGCAGUAAAUUGCUUCCCCAAGGACUCACUGCACAUCCCUGCAAUGGCGGUGAAGUCUGCGGAUUUCAAGAACUCCUCAUCGCUUCAGAAAGAAGCCAAGAUCUUGUACGAACUGCGCGAUUGCCCUGGAAUCGUUCGCUGUUUUGGGGAAGAUGUCACCGUCGAGGACGGCAAGAGAGUGUACAACAUGUUACUCGAGUUUGCUCCCGGAGGUUCCCUCGGGGAUCUGAUCAGACAAAGUGGAGGGCACUUGCCGGAAUCUGACGUUGCGGAAUACACUCGUACGAUCCUCGAAGCCCUGAGCUACAUGCAUGGAAAAGGCUACGUUCAUUGCGAUAUUAAACCGGGCAACAUUCUUGUCUUCCCGUCUAAAGAUGGCGGGAACAACGUGAAGAUUGCGGAUUUUGGGUUGUCGGCAAAGUGGAGUGACUGCAAGGUGGAAGGAAGCCCGGGUACCCUUCUUUACCGAUCGCCCGAAUCGAUUCUGUUUGGUUCGACCAAAGCCUCUGUGGAUAUCUGGUCUCUGGGAUGCACGGUAGUUGAGAUGGUUACAGGAAAGUCAGUGUGGCCGACGGCAAUAUUCGAACUCAAGGGCGUCAAUGAGCUGCUACGUGAGAUUGCGUUAGGGAAAAGACCGCCGAAGAUCCCUCAGAACAUGUCUGACGAAGGAAAAGAUUUCUUGGGAAAGUGUCUGGUUAAGGAUCCCAAGUUGAGAUGGACGGCCGACAUGCUUUUGAAUCACCCUUUCCUCCAGCAGGUGAAGGAGUCUGCACGGUUACAAGAUCAACAGAUGAACAACAACAACAAGGCAAUGCCAUGUUUUGCACGUUCCAGUAACUGCGAUGAUAAAUGGAUCCACGAACAGUUGGAGGCUGCAGGUUGGAGAAGAUUAUACCAAAACCAGAAGCGGCCGAGUUGGGUUGGAAGGAAGCUUUCACAUGCACAAGCUGCUGACAGAAAGAAGGAAACUUUUUCACAUGCAAGAGUGAUAAAAUUUAUACGGCCCAAACCAAAAACCAAAGCAUGGAAUGAUUCACAUAUAAAGAUGAAGUAA
Messenger RNA from Diospyros lotus (date-plum), 1134 nucleotides. RefSeq names its product mitogen-activated protein kinase kinase kinase 20-like. Gene Ontology annotation, biological process: protein phosphorylation. The transcript has a single exon. The coding region runs from base 22 to 1134 and encodes 370 amino acids. Gene Ontology annotation, molecular function: protein kinase activity; ATP binding. The record is from RefSeq and is a predicted model, not a curated record. NCBI's taxonomy places the organism in Eukaryota, Viridiplantae, Streptophyta, Magnoliopsida, Ericales, Ebenaceae.